Molecule: messenger RNA, 4543 nt
Organism: Amoebophrya sp. A120
Lineage: Eukaryota; Dinophyceae; Syndiniales; Amoebophryaceae
Source: the annotation of a GenBank genome assembly
AUGCAAAGACUGUCGCUCUCUGUCUGUGCUGUGUUGCUGGCAGAAAUAUUUGACCUGCAGCUUUACUCACCGCAUCUGCGCCCUGUCUUUGCACUGGAGCUCGAGGCUCUCGUCCCGGGCGAGAAAUCUCUACUGGCGAAGGGGUCCCGCAGACGACACGACCGGGCCUCUAGUGAAGACCACGGAGCAAGACCUCCUUCUAGCUCGACGUCAUUGCUAACGCGAAAAUUGAAAGCGGGUUCUUGGAGAGCGCAUAGUACAAAUUUAGAAUCCCGCCGGUCACGUGCCGAGCACGAACAGCCUCCGCCUGUCCAGGCGUCAUCGGAUGAAGAUCUUGCAGUGUUUAUCCUGAGUAAAAACGUACCCACACCAGAGUCAGGAUGGGGAUUUUGCAACACAAACCGUAGGAGUUUUGUGAGUCACGCAUGACAAGUUGCACUCUGCAGUGUAGUGCAGGUUAGCAAGUGCAGCCGCAUCACAAAUCCAGCUGCUCAUCCUGUUCACAGCAUCACAAAUUCCAAAGCACGAUUGGAAAUGGCUCUCAUGGGGAUGCGCAUUACAAGUCUUCCUGUCUUUGCAAAUCUGCGCUACAACUCUGGCGUGGGUACGUUUUUACUCAGGAUAGUGUUGGGCGGCUUCGCGUCCGCCGGAGUGGCGCCGCCCGAUCCUGUAUCAAGUGUAAAAAUGUCUGGGUCUGGAAGAAUGCGCGACUUGUCAUGCUGCUUUUCCAUGACCCAUGGGGUCUGGAAUGCCGGAGCUAGCAUGACAGACUCCGCGAGACCUUUCUAAUGCCUAUCCUGCAUGACAAACUACCUCCCGACUUGGUCAAAAUUGGGCGACUUUUGGUAAUCAUGCAGCACAGCUUUUUGCAUGCUGCAGAUUUAGCAUGACAAGUUGCAAUCUUCCAGACCCAGACAUUUUUACAUUUGAUAUCCUGCGAUGCUGGAUUUCACCUCGCGCGCUGGAGGCGGUCGCGCACCUCCUGCCCCGGCCCCGAGCGACUUGCCCAGCAAGUUAGCCUCGUCGCGUCCCGACCAACCCGCGGAAAGAGUCAGUGCGUGCUGUGGUGAAGAGACCGGAAUCGAGAGCGUCGCGCGCGUUGCCGUAUUGAACAAAAACACAUCUUCAGUGGUAGACGAUGCAAACGUAGUUCUUUCUACGUCAGCAGAAGAGGACUUAUUAAACUUCUCCACAUCAACGCCGGCGCCGCUUACCCCCCCAUCUUGGGCGGGAAGCGGCGACACGGACCCGACCACGACGCAGACGCCGGUACUAGCUUCGUCCAAACCUAAACCCAUAUCUUCUAGCAGUAGCAGCUCCACCACUGUUCCACCCCAGCCAGCAACAAUAUCCUUUGAGUUUUUUCUGCGCGCCUGCGGCGGCGGGAACAGUGACUCGACCGGGGCUUUGGUAAUCACGGUCGAAACCGACACGGGGGCGACUUGGCAAACGCAGAAGGUGUUUCGGCAAGCGGGGCAGCAGGAGCGCUUCCGUUCGCCUGUGCUGGACGGGUCUCAACUGGGCACGCUGCGACUGUCCCACUCGGGGUCCAACGGACUGUGCAUGGCGGAAGUGAAAAUUGACGGCCGCGAGGCGUUUGACGGACAAAAUUUCUGGUUCGAUGAGCCAUGCACCAGCUCGAUGUACGAAGGUGGGCCGUGCUUUUCGGGACCCGCCGGCCGGGUCGCAAACGUAGUAGAAGUACAACGGACGACGACCAGUGCUCCAGCCUCGACGACUCCCGGUCCGAGUGGGCAGUACAUCCCAGCUCGCUGUCAAGCUGCGCAGGUCCGGCCGGGGACGCCCGCGAUAUCCCAAAAAAAAAAGCUGGCAGGGCAUAUUUGUAGUGUAAAAAGAAAUACACGCAAAAACUUGCCAUGGGUGGCCCCAUAGCAUAGCAUGCUGCUUCGGAUAUGCAAUGCAGAUUUUUUUGUGUAUUUAUUUUUGCAUUACAUGCCCUGGCAGCUUUUUUCUGUGUGAUACGCGACGGCUGAAGAAUACGUGGACGGGGUAAAGGGCGUGUUCAUGAGCAUUGCCGACUGGGGAUGGACGGGGUACCGGGAAGCGUCGUCUGCGGAGUGCCAAAAGGCCAUUGCGCGGGAAGCGAUCGGUUACCUUCGGGACCGGGGCAUGGUGCAUCUUUUGAAGUUAUCAACGGAAAAUACGUCUGGGUCUGGAAGGAUGCGAACUUGUCAUGCUAGUCUGCCAUGACUCCGAACUCUGUAUUGCAUGGCAGCGAAGAGCUCCUCCUCCCUGUCAUGCAAAAACGCAGUUUCUCAUGCAGAGGACGCAACUCUGACCGGCGAAAAAACUUGUCAUGCUGGGCAGCGCAUUACAGUGCGCUCACUCUUUCCUUUCUUGCAUCACAAGUUUCCAGACCCAGACAUUUACAUAGGCUUUAGCUGUUUAAAGAGCUCAAAUCAUAUACAAGCAAUUCUCUGCGAUAAAGAUAAAAUUACAAGCAUAGAAGUUUUUCUCAUGAUCUCAGAUAGUUCGAAAUUUGCAUUACAAAUUCAUGAUCUCGCACACUCUGUCUAAAUUCCUGCACAUAGUUCCUUCCAUGUUCCAUGUCAUAAAAUCUUUCCAUUCAAAAUCGUUGAUCAAAUUUAGUUCCCAUGGUGAAGAUCCUUACUCGAAUGCGGUGAUAGUUGUUAACUAUAAUUUUGGAUGCGCAUUUGGGGUAAGGGUCAUGAACAGUAGUAGUGUCAGCGAAUAGUAGUGAGCAUGCACCCACGGUGUGCUAUUCGCACGGCCAUGACACUACUGCGCGAGCACCCACAGGCUCCCAGGUGCCUAGCGCUUUGGCCAGCGUUGCACCUCGGUAGAGCCUGCGGGACCCCGUGGGCAGAAGUUCAUUGCACCCAAUUUGUAUGUUGCGCAAGUGAUAGUAAAAGUAGUAAUAGUUAGUUCCACCGGUGGACGUAUUAGCAUGUUUAAUCUCUCUAUACAUAGUGAAUACACGUAGUUCUCUUUUAUUUUCUUUCUUCAAAAAAGUUCAAGUCGUUCUCUUCCCUGUGCUGUAACAAGGUCUUGUUUCCAGACAAAACACCAGACAUUUUUGCAAUGCAUAGAAGUUUGUGCUUGCUGGCGGCGACAACAUUUACGAUGGCAUCCUCGAAGACAGGAACCGAUUCUACGAGAGUUUUCUCUCCCGAUACGACACAGAGCUGACGUGCGUGCCCUGGUAUGCAGUGCUCGGGAACCACGACAUGGGCGGCCAGAAUCAUAAAACCUGCUGGCCCUACCCGGACGCGUCCAAUUGCGGGCAGGUCAACGGGGACGUGGAAUUCGUCCGUACCUCGAAAGACUGCACACGGAGCCGACCGUUUGGGAGCCGAGAGACCGUCCCUGACUGCUGGGCCAUGCCGAAAGCGUCGUACAGCGUGACAGCCUGGGAAGAAGAGUUGAACUUGACCAUAAUAGUCACGGACGGAAACGAGUUGUGGAAGAAUGGGUAUCCUUUUAACACGUGGGGGCACCGCGAGACGGCCGGCCCGUUGGCAAUUCUGCGUCAGGAGGGAGAAAACGAGCUGCGGAGCCGGUUACGGCAGCCCACCGCGAAGAACAUAGUGGUGUUGAAUCACUACCUACCAAAUGCAAAAAUGUCUGGGUCUGGAAGAGUGCAUGUUUGUCAUGCUUGUCUGGCAUGACUCUUAAAGCUGUCAUGCACGUUGCCCAAGAGGAAGAGCCGCUUUUUUCUCUCAUGCGGAGACGCAGUUUGUCAUGCAGAAUGGGUAACACCUACAAGGAGCUCAGAAAUUUGUCAUGCUGAGCCAGCACUUGUGGCCUCCUCAUGCUACGCCACUCAGCAUCACAAGUUUCCAGACCCAGACACUUUUGCAUUUGAUACUACCCCUACUACGGCGCGGGUGACUCGCGCAGGUUGUACCAGCAAGACUUGGAAUACGCGGUCCGGUAUCAAAUGUAAAAGUGUCUGGGUCUGGAAGAGUCAUGCUGACAGCAUGAUUUGCUGUUUUUGCAGGACACAGAAGGUCUGGCAUGGAAGCUCUAGCAUCACAGGUUUCGAGAAGCUUCCGCAAUGCCGAACCCGCAUGAGAAAUUCCCCACUUUGGUGACAGAAAGUCGGCAGCUUUUGCUACCUAUGCGUGAGAGAUUUUUCUAUGUUCUAAAAUGCGCAUCACAAGUUCGGAUCCUUCCAGACCCAGACGUUUUUGCAUUUCAUAUCCGGGAGCAGGGGAAGAGCGUGUUUUUCUUCGCCGGACACACGCACGACACGAAUCAUACGGGACUCUCAAACGUCACAUUCUCAACUGUUGCGCGAAUUUGUCAUGCAGAUGCAAAAUUGGAGCCAACAUGCAUCUACAGGACCAAGCUGCUUCGCAUGACAAGUUCUCGACGCGCUAGAUAGCAUGUUAAUCUGCUCCAAACCUGUAACGCAAAAGGCGCAACCUUUUCCCUUUAACUUUUGUCAUUCUUGCAUAUACAAAUUUCAUGCAACAGUUGAGAAUGUAAAACGUUUGAGAACACCAUAAAUCAGCCGAAAAACUUUAACCCCCAUUGGGAUGUGCAGCACUACAUCAGC